This is a messenger RNA of Mesocestoides corti, 1143 nucleotides long. NCBI's taxonomy places the organism in Eukaryota, Metazoa, Platyhelminthes, Cestoda, Cyclophyllidea, Mesocestoididae. The record is from the annotation of a GenBank genome assembly.
AUGGCUUCGUACGCAUCGGAGUCCAGUGAGGGAAAAGGGGGGAGACCAGUGUUGCACCAUGAUAUGAGCGUGCAACAUUUUUUAAACUCAUAUGAUUACUUUAAUCCGUAUGAGCUUAGUCCCAAGAAACUAAGUAAUGUUGUUCUUGCUUAUGUAACUCCGUGGAACUCCAAUGGCUUCGAAAAGACAAAGAUUUUUGCUCAGAAAUUUUCAAUUGUUUCUCCUGUCUGGUUUCAACUUAAGCCAGAGGGACUUAAAAUCGAGGGUCGCCAUCACGUUGACCACAAGUGGAUAGAAGCAAUUAAAGCAGUCAACGCAGAUAUUAAAGUUGCCCCCCGAGUAAUUUUCGAUAAUUGGGGCGCUGGCGAUUAUCAAGGCGUUUUUUCAAACAACCAAAAGCGGUUGGACUGCAUCAAGACACUCCGUGGCCUUUUGAAGGAAUACAACUUUGACGGGAUUACCUUGGAAGUUUGGAUGCAACACUUCGGGACGUCUCAACAGUCGUUGAUUGAUUUCCUGAUCGAACUUGCCAAGGGCAUCCACAAGGAUGGGAAGCUUUUAAUUCUUCCAAUCCCGCCGGCCGUUUACAAGGGGAACUUCGAGGGAAGAUUUAAUCGAGUUCACUUUGACCUGCUAGAGCCUCAUGUGGAUUAUUUCAGUCUGAUGUCGUAUGACUACUCAAAUCCCUAUGAGCCUGGUGAAAAUUCACCUGUCGAGUGGAUAAUUCGUUGCAUUAAGAGCUUGGCUCCGGAAGGCGCUGAUUUGAAAAGGCUGGCGACAAAACGAGCCAAAAUUCUCGUUGGUCUGAAUUUCUAUGGUUAUGAUUAUGUGCCCAGCAAGAAACACGGUCAAGCCGUUCUGCGGAAUGAGUGGGUGCUCGUUCAUCGAUUUCCUAACCUCACUGCUUUAGUGUCUUGGGCUGAUAUCUCCACCUCGACAGUCGUUAGUCCAACCAAUCCAGCACAACUGGCGAGUAUUUUUGCCUUCUUUUUCACCAGGGAUAACGAGGGGCAGAGACACUCAAUGUACUUUCCCACCGCGUAUUCAAUCGCGAAGCGAGUCGCCAUCGCGGAGGAACUUGGCACUGGCCUCUCCAUCUGGGAACUCGGUCAGGGUUUUGACAGCUUCCUCGAGCAAAUCUAA